This is a messenger RNA of Nematolebias whitei (Rio pearlfish), 1080 nucleotides long. Its product is annotated as gastrula zinc finger protein XlCGF8.2DB-like. Gene Ontology annotation, cellular component: nucleus. The record is from RefSeq and is a predicted model, not a curated record. Lineage: Eukaryota; Metazoa; Chordata; Actinopteri; Cyprinodontiformes; Rivulidae. The transcript has 3 exons. Bases 1 to 1080 code for a protein of 359 amino acids.
AUGGACCAGAAGAACCCAGAGCUCCUCAAUAAGGAGCUUCAUCAGCACCAAGUACAAAAUGAAGAUCUUCCAAUCAGCAGCUCAACUGACCAGAUGAAUGUGUCAAGUGGUGGAGAGAAUUGUGGAGGAGCAGAAACUACCAGAAACCUUUAUCUAAAUACUAAUGAAGAUUAUUCCAGCUCUUCAGAAACUGAAAUCAGUGAGGAUGAUGAUGUAAUUGAUCCUGACUGUCAGAUGAAAGACUCAUCGGACUCUGUAUCAGAACCUGAAGAUGGUGUCAAAGACUGGAAGGAGAGCAGGACUCCUGAAUUUAACAGAAAUUAUAAUCUUAAUAAACACAUGAGAAUUCACACAGGACAGAAACCAUUUGCUUGUGAUGUUUGUGGACACAGGUUUAGACGAAAGUCACAUAUAACCACACACAUGAGAAUCCACACAGGACAGAAACCAUUUGCUUGUGAUGCUUGUGGACAAAGUUUUAGACAAACGUCAACUUUAAACACACACAUGAGAAUCCACACAGGACAGAAACCAUUUCCUUGCGAUAUUUGUGGACAAAGUUUUACACAAAAGUCAACUUUAAACACACACAUGAUAAUCCACACAGGACAGAAAUCAUUUGCUUGUGAUGUUUGUGGACAAAGGUUUGGAAACAAGUCAUAUUUAAACAUACACAUGAGAACCCACACCGGACAGAAACCAUUUGCUUGUGAUGUUUGUGGACAGAGGUUUAGACAAAAGUCAACUUUAAACACACACACAAGAAUCCACACAGGACAAAAACCGUUUCCUUGUGAUGUUUGUGGACAAAUGUUUAGCGAUAAGUACACUUUAAACAGACACAUGAGAAUCCACACAGGACAAAAACCAUUUGCUUGUCAUGCUUGUGGACAAAGUUUUAGACAAACGUCAACUUUAAAGUCACACAUGAGAAUCCACACAGGACAGAAACCGUUUGCUUGCGAUGUUUGUGGACUAACGUUUGGACAAAAGUCAAAUUUAAACAGACACAUGAGAAUCCACACAGGUGGAGAAAACCGUUCAGUUCUUAAUAUUAAGACCAGUUCUAAAAACACUUGA